AUGGCAAGCUCCAACGAAACUCGAUUCAGUGGAUCUCGCUUUCCCAACAAGCUGGGACAAAAACAAAUCUCUACCAACCCACGUCGCAAGAAGAACAGUGGAAACCGCGUCCUCGACGGACUCACGUACAAGGGAGGUCCCAGCCUUUACGAGAACGACGAGAACAAGCAGCGUCGCAACCAAUCCAAGGGCCGUCGUCGCCGCCGCCCUCAAGAACAGCAACAACAAGUAGAAAAGAGUCGUGACGAGCAGAAGGAGGUGGCACCCAGUUUCCAUUUCGAUGCCCAAGGUCGUCUCAAGUCCAUUUCCUUUCGCUACGUCUAAAUGUCCGUCUGUCUCGUUGUCCGUAAUCAAGCCGAAGUGAAAAUGUUGUGCGGAGAAGAACGAUGAACGCUGCCUGGAGGAGCACAGUGGAGUCCUCAGUCGAGUCUUUCUAGAGCGGCGAACCAACGUCCCUCGCAGCGGAAGGCGACAGAGCAACAAUCAAAAGUAGUAGAUGCACACCCGCAACACAAUCCUAACUAGUAGUCAAUCACAU
Molecule: messenger RNA, 538 nt
Organism: Seminavis robusta
Lineage: Eukaryota; Bacillariophyta; Bacillariophyceae; Naviculales; Naviculaceae
Source: the annotation of a GenBank genome assembly